UCACCACUCAGCUCGGUGAACUUCAUUUCCUUUUUGAGUUUACAGACGAGCUGAAUGUGUAAUGCGCAUUUAGCCUUAAAACUUGCAAUCAACUAUUUUCAAGCUAACGGAGCUAGUGUCGGUCAUGUUUGAUGGCCCAGGGGGUUUUGAGGUGGAGGAGGAUGAUGAGUGCUGGGCACGGCUGGAAGACUACAGAAUGCUUCUCAUCAAGACCAUUGAGCCCUCAAGGAUAACACCUUAUCUGAGACAAUGUAAAGUGCUGAGCAGUGAGGACGAAGAACAGAUCUACAACGACCCCAGUCUGGUUAUCAGGCGUCGAAAAGUUGGAGUGCUGCUGGACAUAUUACAAAGAACUGGCCUCAAAGGAUAUGAGGCAUUUCUAGAGAGUUUGGAGCUAGACUACCCAGAUGUGUACCGCAAAAUCACCGGCAAAGAGCCUGCUAGGGUCUUCUCCGUACUUAUUGACACGGCCGGUGAAUGUGGCCUCACUCAGUUCCUCAUGAGCGAGGUCUCUCGCCUACAGAAGCUCGCACAGGACGAACGGAGGAUGCGACUCGAAGUGUCUGCGCAGGCGGCGGAGCAGCUAGACACCAUCCGCCAGCUGCAGCUGUGUGAGAGUGAGCUGCACAAACAGCAGGACCGCGUGCAGCGCAUCCGAGAGGAGCGCGAGCGCAUGUGCGAGGAGGCGCGUAAACUGAGAGACGAGAAUUACCGACUGAUGCACGACCUGACCCGACUGAGCGAGGACAAGAACUGCGCACUCAUGUGUAACAGAGACCUCCAGCUCGAGAUUGAGAAAUUGAAACACAACUUAAUGAAUGCAGAAAGUGACUCAAAGAUCCAACGGAAAAAAACAAUAACCUUGAAGAAUGCGAUGGAGCAGAGGCCAAGUCCUGAGCUGAUCUGGCAGAUGCAGAGAGAAAAUGACCUCCUUACAGCUCGCAUACAGGAGCUGGAAAGUGCUUCCAAGGUCCAAACUCUGGAGCAUGAAAAACUUGAUUCACAGUCAUUAGAGGAAUUCAAGCAACAAAGUCAGGCACAAUACCAGGAGCUGGUGAAUGAUCUCUACAAUCUAAGGAGAGACCUACAUGACGCAGAAAAGCUGUGUGAUAAGUAUCGAGAGGAGAAGGAUGAGUUAGAACUGAAGUGCAUAAUGCUAAAAAAGGACUCCAAAAUGUACCGUGACCGAAUGGAAGACAUUCUGAAGCAGAUGGAAGAAGUCAUCAAAGAAAGAGACAAGGCUAUUUGUACAAGAGAGGAGUACCAUUUGGAGAACUCAAAAAAUCUCCAAGACAAAGACCAGUACCGCAAACAGAUCCGGGAGAUGGGAGAGCGUUAUGAUGAACUUCAAGUCCAGUUGUUUCGAACUCAAGGAGAAGUUCUUGCUCUUCAGUCAAAGCUUCGCAAACAGAAAAACCCAAUUCAAAUGAACUCAGAAGAAAGCUCCUUGCUGAGUUCAUUUGAGUCAUCAACAGGGUUGCUUGCAUUUUGUCCACAGAUGAAAAGUCAGACUAGUGAGGAGGAAUCCAGGGAAAGGGGUGAAAAGGAUAUGAGUGAAGGGUCACAGAGCCAGACAUCUGGAGAGUACAAUUAUUCAGAGAGGAUGUUCUUUGAGGAGGACAUAUCAGCUAACUGCAGAAUUAAAGCAAAAUGCAACUUUCACUAUAGGAGCAAUACUCCUAAUGUGGUCUUGGACAGGAAACGUGCUUUAAGAACCAAAAAAUUCACUGACAAAGAGAGUGUGCAGUGCAUACUGGACAACACUACUGGGAGUGAUACGGACGGGAUGUGACAUACAGCUUUGGACAAGGAGACGAAAUGUGGCCUUCUUUAAAGGCAUAUUAAAAUGCAAUUUAAUGAUAAUCCAACAUUGUUCUGCAUCCAGUGACCCAUAAAACCUGAUUAACAUCAUAUCAAUAUCAUAGUGUUCACUGUUAAAGUAUGUCCAGUCAAUCACUUGUCAUGAGUCUGAUCUGACAAUUUUUCUGUUGUCUAUUAAAAUAUAAUAUAAUAAAUAUCAAAUAUCUUUUUAUGUAUAUCUUGUUCUCUUGAGCAAAAACAGUGGAAAUGUUUGAAUGUUUUUUUUUUUGUACCCAAGACAUUAAGGUAUGUGCAGAAACUAUGAUGUUAAUGAUGUUUAAAAAUGAAUUUACCCUAAAAAUAUUCACUGAACGUUUCUCAUAUAAGGGCAUGAAUGAUACUGUAUGAAACGAUGUGAAUGGGAUAUUCUAAUUAUUUUCU
Messenger RNA from Sinocyclocheilus anshuiensis, 2241 nucleotides. RefSeq names its product caspase recruitment domain family, member 9 (gene card9). The record is from RefSeq and is a predicted model, not a curated record. Gene Ontology annotation, molecular function: CARD domain binding. Gene Ontology annotation, cellular component: cytoplasm. Gene Ontology annotation, biological process: positive regulation of canonical NF-kappaB signal transduction; regulation of apoptotic process. The coding region runs from base 125 to 1792 and encodes 555 amino acids. NCBI's taxonomy places the organism in Eukaryota, Metazoa, Chordata, Actinopteri, Cypriniformes, Cyprinidae. The transcript has 12 exons.